This is a messenger RNA of Raphanus sativus (radish), 753 nucleotides long. RefSeq names its product iso-A82775C biosynthesis cluster protein B-like. The transcript has a single exon. Bases 1 to 753 code for a protein of 250 amino acids. NCBI's taxonomy places the organism in Eukaryota, Viridiplantae, Streptophyta, Magnoliopsida, Brassicales, Brassicaceae. The record is from RefSeq and is a predicted model, not a curated record.
AUGUCUGAGUGGUUCACCGAACUCGAAGAGGUCGCCUACUCCAUAGUCGAAUAUAUCCCAGUAAUCGGCACCCUGUACUCUCUAAACCGAGCCGCUAUCGCUUAUAGGGAGAGGGAUUGGACGCGACAUUGGCAGUCCCUCGGCAACUACCUCGAGGGCUCCGUCCGCGAUGUCAUUCUCUUAAGCGAAACCGCCGAACCCAAAGAAGUCGCCAUUAUACACACCAUGGCCGAGUCGUUCACCGACAAAAUGAUUGAGCUCUACCAUAAAGAGCCCAAAAGGCCUGAGAUCAAUAUCACCCAAAAGCUGGAUGACCAAAGCGGACAUGUACUCGUCGCCGAGUCCUCACAGGGCAAGAAUGUGAGUCAACUCUUCGGAGACAAAGCCAAGGGUGUGCACCACUUUCACGGCGCUGUGUUCACUGGUACGCUCACUGACCCCAGAUAUGCCCCGGACGGCGAGAAGAUCCGGCUUGAUAUUCCGCACGGAUUGUACGACGGGGGACGAGUCACCUUCUCCUGGAAAUGGACUAAAAACUACUAUGGAGAAGAGAAUGUACCUGAAGCCACGUAUGGUCGUAUUAAAUUGGACGCCGGCACACCCACACGGUUCAAAUUGUCCAGCCGCAAGGGUGCCGGAUGGGAAGGUUAUGACUUUUGGGGUACGAUAGACUCCAAGGACGAAAUCAAUGCUACAACCAUAAUCGAUAAUAAAGAAACUCAGAUUGUCUUCAAAAGGUUGGACGGAACCUGA